Messenger RNA from Vitrella brassicaformis, 5209 nucleotides. NCBI's taxonomy places the organism in Eukaryota, Vitrellaceae. The record is from the annotation of a GenBank genome assembly.
AUGCUGUGGCGGCGUACCCAUACGGUGCAUCGACGUCACCUCAGGCUCCGGUUGCGACAGGGCGAUCCCGGCUCUCUCAAGAGCCUGCCCAGGGGUCAGUCAGUGAGGUCAUCGAGCGGUUUCGGCAGGGCCUCCAAGGCCGCACGUUCCAACGCGCGGAGCUGGAGAGCCUCUACCACAUGCUCAACCACACUUAUAUGGACGGCGGACCCAUCCAAUCCGCAGACCUUCACGCUGGCUCAGGGGCAACCACGUACGCAAGUCCAGCGUGUCACGGCGGGCGGCGAGCAGACAGGAGGCUCCGGCGGCCUCCGCUCGCACGCUCACACAUACGGUGCGCCGGGGGGCAUGGCGGGACAGCCCGACACCUUCGUCAUCCCCAUCGACCACCAGCCCCCUCCCCCACCCACCCCACCCCCAGACCAACAGCGCGCGUCCUGGUGGGCGCGAAUGGCCAACAUAGGCGGUAGAGCAUUUGCCAGCAGUCAGACUCCUGCACACGCGUCGGCGAACGCGUCAGCCCCUCCCCAACACGCCACCACCGACGACUCUGGGCCCUUCUACUCGCCAGAGACACCGGCGACGGCGCCGGUCUACCAUCCAUCCGUCCGGGCAGACCCGGAGACGGCGAGGAGAGCCAGAGAGAGCGUGACGGUGGGCGCCACCCACCCAGGGGUGGACAUGGCACUCGAGGACAUUGAGAGGGCGCUGGCGUGGCAUCUCGAGCGGCAGGUCCAGGUCCAGGGGGAGCUCGAGAGAGCCUACCAAGACCGAGGGCAUGAAGGGCAGCGCAGAGAGAGGCUGGCCCAGCUCCACGAGAUGAGUCGUCAGAUCGGACAGGACGUCGAGACGAGUCGGCAUCGACGCAUGGAGCGCAUCCAAUACCUCAGCGACCAGGCCCUGCAGGCCGGGCAGCCGGGGGGGGACGCCCAUGUCGGGGCAGGGGGACAGACUGACGGUGACCCACUCAGCGGCAGCGGCGCCAUCCGGAGGCGCCCAGCAGCACAACACCGGCCAGCCCCCGCCCCACCACCACCACCACCAAGCCAUGGUUUGGCGCCACUUCUGCCGCAACCGGCCCCAGCGGGUGGCCGGCGAGCGGGCACUGCACAGCCUCUGAGUGGGAGUGCGGCUGCAUCUUCCGUCCUGCCCCCAGUGGAGGGGAGGGCGGGAGGCGGCCAGGGGCAAUGUGCACAUGGCGAAGGGGUGGAUGGGGAGGCAUCGCGUGGGCAGGGGACGGGGAGCAGCCACCGGCGCUCGGCGUCAGAGCACCCUGACCCACACGAUGGCUCUCGGCGCCAAGGGCGUGGCGUCGAGGUGGACAAUGCCAGUCAUGGUGUUAGAGGUGAUGAUAUGGGAGGGAGUAGCGUGACCUACCGCGGUGCUGACUUCUCGACACAUCGCAGUCCGCAGAGGAGCACAGACGGCCACCCGCGGCCCCGCAGCACCUCACGGCGUCGCCACAAGACGGCUGAGGAGAGGAAAGAGGAGAAGAUGGACUCGGAGUUGAAGCUGCCGGCACUCCUCGAGUACGACAACAAAGUCGGCGGCAAGUGGCACCGGUGGAAGACGCAGGUCGAGAUCUUCUUCACCUACUACCUGGAGCAGGAGAAGGUCCUCACCCAGGGUCCCUGUGGCAGCGACAGCCCGGCAGUCCAGAAGGCGCGGACGCAGCUGUUUGGCCACCUCCACAACCGCCUUGACAUGACGAUCUGGGCUGCCGUCAAGUCCAUGAUCGGCACGGAGGCCCUCCUGGCCAAGAACGGCACGGCGGCGUGGCAGGCACUCCAGCAGUGGAUGGAGCCGCGUACCGAAUCGUAUCUGGAGGAGCUGCACAAGAAGCUGAACACCCUGCCCAGGGCAGCGACGGCCGAGCUGGCCGCCAUCCAGAUUCGGGGGCUCGAGGCGGAGAUCCUCGAGGCGGGCGGCCAACUGGACUUGGACCCCACUCGCCUCCACCGCUACAUCUGCACGAUGCCGGACAACAUGCUGCCCGCCAUCCAGCACAUCAAGACCGUCAGGCAUCAGCUCAAGGAUGUCUUCGAGCAGCAGCGCCAACAGCUGAUGGCCUGCGGGAUCGCUGUCCCCGAUAACCAUCCGGUGGUCCCUGACCUGACGCUCGAGUCCCUCGCUCAGCAGGUCGAGAAGCUGGAGAAGGAGCCCAACACCAGCCUGGACCACCUGCACAUACCCGGCCUGACCAGCAAGGCGAGCAGCACGCCGAGUGGGGCAUACUUGGCCAACAGCAACAACAACAGGUCAGGUGGGGGCCAGAGCGACCAGCACAAGGGCAGUAGCGGUGGUGGCGGCAACAAGGGCGGCCAGAAGGGCAAGAGCCGUCCCUCUGGGUCGGCCCCGGAGGGCAAGAUGUUCGCGCCGGUCAAGCAGAAGGGUGACGGCGGAGGCCAGCAGACGCAGCAGGGCACAGGAGCGUCAGCGUCUGGUGGGGGCAAGAAGGAGAAUCCACCGGGGCACGGCAACCACGAGAACCUCAAGAAGCCCACGCCGGCGGAGGCAGGGGUCACUCAGGUUGAGUAUAGCAAGAGGUGUGCGGAGGGCAUGUGUCCGUAUUGCGGCAAGGGCGCCCACGAGUAAGUGCUACACGUAUCGGGAUUACCUCCGCAAGAAGGGCAAGGACAUCCCCAAGACGUGGGCUGCCAAGCAGUGCGGUGGGGGAAAGAGCAGCGGUGGUGGUGGUGGUGGUCAUGCCGUCAGACUGGCCAUCAUGGACGAGCCGGCACCGCCUGCAGCCUCCGACGACACGCCGACACCACCCCACCCACCAGGGCCGACCCCCAGCACCACCCCGGACGAGUCAGCAUACUACACUCGCACGGAGCUGACGGCCGGCACCGACUUCUCGGUCAAGGGCAAGCUUGGCUUCGACUUCGAGAAGGACCAUCUGCAGCUGCCUGACCUGGAUGAGGACGACAAAGUCAUCUUGCUGCUGCAGGACGGCAGCCAGUACGUUGUCAUGGACGGCGGCGCAUCGACGCACAUCUUCAAGGACAAGAGGUUCCUCAUCCCUGGCUCAGAGCGGCCCACUCCGGGACUCACCAUCAAGACGGCACAUGAGGGCCACGACCUCAAGAUCCUGUGCAGGGGCGAGGCCAUCAUCAUCGUCAUCGACAAGAACGGCCAGCACUUGCCGAUGAAGCUGGCCCCGAUGUACGUCGCUCCCGACUGCCCUGCCACGCUCAUCAGCGAGCGUCAGCUGCAUACAAGGGGUGGUGGUGUCCACAAGGUCGCGGGGGAGGCCGACCAGGCCUACCUCUACUGGCAUGUGAUAGGCAUCGACGGCAUUCGGCAGACCCGUGUCGUCCCCCUGGACUGUGUGACUGGCGGAUAUCGCUUGAUGGUGCGGCCGUGGACAGAAGACGACGACAAGAGGGCAGAGGAGAUGGCGGCGUACGUCACGGUGGGCGAUUCCAUGGAGACGUCAUGGGAUGUGCUGCUGGCGGGUGGGGGCCGCACACAUGAUGAUGAUGUGAGCUCGAGCGACUCAAGCGACGGCGAGAGUGAUGGUGACGGUGCGGACGGGCUAGACAGGGACGUGUGUGAGGCUGAUGGAUGCGAGGCUGAUGCGGGCAGACAGCUAUCAGAGGUGAUCAUGACCAACAAGGAGCGAGAGAACCUCCGCAACGCCUUUGAGCUGCACAAGUGUGCCGGCCACAAGGGCUUCGACGCGCUCUUGAAGCUAUCGAGAACCCUCCGUGGCGCCAAGCCCGUCGACAAGGUCGCCUGAGGGGCCAGCUAGGCACCCUGGGGUCAACAGCCAUCCUGGUCCUCGUCUUCGUGUGUGCCUACUCCAGCUACACGGUCUCCUACUCGGCCAACUACAAGACGGAGGCGGCCGACAUAUUCAGGCACUUCCACCGAGAGACGAGCAUCAUCCAGGAGAUCAACGGCCCCAUCCGCGGCAUCUCCGUCGACCCAGGCAGUGAGCUGUGUGAGCCCAACGCCCCGUUCGGCAAGGCCAUAAAGGAGCUCGGCAUCGAGGGGCCCAUCGUCACGCCAGCCCGCCGACACGAACACCACGGCAAAGCUGAGAGGGCGAUUGGCGUCCUGGGCGAGAUCGGCCGGACGGUUCCGGUGGCCAGCGGGCUGGACGCCACCCACUGCGGCCAGUACGCCUGGCAGUAUGCGGUGCAGACCUACAACAUGACGGCACUCGUCAAGCACAACGGGCAGACACACACAUCGGAGGGCUGGUGCUUCGAGGGCCGCGACCCGCACGUACACCACCUCCACCCCUUUGGAUGCAGCGCGACCGUCCUCAUCCCCAAGGAGCGUCAAGGUCAUCGCCUGUAGCCUCGGGGGGAGGCGGGGGUGUUUCUGGGCUUUGACCCCGACAACAAGGACACUUCACUCGCAUCUAUCGAGGCAUCGACGUCAAGUUCGAUCACUUCUUCUAUCCCCUCAACCCAUCCCCGUAUCCAGGGCUACGUUUGUCGGGAGCAGUGAGUCGGGUGGGGGCGAGACGUCGACUCGCUUAGGGGGUGCUGCUGGGGCGGACGGAGACACCACCCAGCAGCAGCAGCAGCGACAAGUGCAGCAGCCCCCAUCGCAACCCGUGCAGCUGAAAGUAGCGGAGCGACCUCAGCGAGAUAGGAGGCCUCCGGCACGGCCCUCGGACGAGGGAUAUCAGUGGCAUCGCCCCGCAGCCCCGCCGCGACAAUCGACACCUCGCUCUCAGCAGGACGGCCACCCUGCUGCUGGUGUGCAGAUGGAGGAGGAGACCGUGUCGGGCGGGGUGCAGCCGGACGGCGAGAGCCGGGCUGCUGUUGAUAAUGCUGGUGUCGAGGCGGGUGAGAGCCCAGCCGCUGAGCCCGUGCCUCAGCAGGGGCGUCUUGGGGGCGAGGGCGCCGAGAUAGUCGUACGCGUAGGGGUGGAGGAGCUCAGCAACACGGCCAGCAAGCCACUAGCGCAGCCCUCUCCCAUCCAGCCGUCUGAUCAGACGGCCGUCUCACCCACACCACCACCCCCAGCGGCUCCAUCUCAGACUGGUGACGCCCCCCACAACCGCAGCGACGUGUACUGUGCCGAAGGCAACGAGCAGCCGGCCGAGUACAGGGGCAAGGCGUUCAACAAGUGGAUGCUGCCAUGCCAUCCCAUGUGGCCAUGCACCUACAAGAACCUCACUGCCUACCAGCGGCCGCGGGUUAAGGAGCUACGCCGCUACCUGGCUGCAGCGGGCAAGCCGGCAUGA